Molecule: messenger RNA, 873 nt
Organism: Anisakis simplex (herring worm)
Lineage: Eukaryota; Metazoa; Nematoda; Chromadorea; Rhabditida; Anisakidae
Source: the annotation of a GenBank genome assembly
AUGAAACUAUUCCCAAGCCGACCACUACCACCGAAGAUAAAAAACGUCCGGUCGCGAGCACAAAGUCUCGAUGAUCUGAAGAAUCGUUGUUCAUCAUCACGUUACAACAACGUUAUCAACUGUGCGAAUCGUCAUCGAAGCUCUCACUCAGUCGGUCAUCUACCGACGAGUACGUUAUCAGUUACCUCGUUGCGUUCCUCACCGAAAACGUCGAUGUUGAUGUGUAAACCAACUACACUCGAUGCGAUCAUGGAAGGUGUUGAGAUGAACAACUCGUCCCAUCCAACUAAUGCUGCUACUCAUCAUAAACAUACCAAUAAGCAUCAUAUCAAAAACGCUACUAAUACUCCGACACCAAAGAAAGCUUCAGUUGGUUGUUCAAUAAUACCGAAACGAAGUGUUACAAAACGAUCAGCGAAUGGUAUUGGUGAAAGCAAUAAUGACGAUUUGGAUUUUGAUUACGCGCCGUCAUCUGCGCGUCAUCUGUCAUUAGCAGCAGCUAAUUCUUCGUCAUCAUCCAGUACGACAGCAGCAUCUGGUUUAGGAUGUAGCAUAAGUUAUGAUCAGUUUAGAUCGUCGCCUGAUCUGGAAGUUCUGCUCGAAUCGGAUUCUUUUUCGUCAACAACGAAAACCGCAUCUGCACCAUCAUUGGAAAAAUCAGCUGACAACAUCUCUGCAUCAAGAAGAAAAUCAUCGAGAAAAAUUGUCAAAUGGCUUACGGGUGCGCUCAAAUCUAAAUCUAAUUCUAUAAAUAAACAGAUUGUCAAUCCAAAUCGUGAUAAUAGUUCAGUUGAUAGCAGUAAGGAUAGUGGUAAUAAUACUAACAAUAGUGGUAAGGUGAGACGUGUCAGUGCAAGUCAUUAUACAACUUGA